UAACAAGUCCGCGAGGCCAGCUUGCGGGCGCGGGUGGCCCUUGCCUCGCCUGAGUCCUGCCCCUGCGUGGUCAGCCGGGUCGAUGGCGCUCCUCAGGGGUGCGUGGGGCAUGCUGAGCGCCCUGGGGAGGUCCGGGGCAGAGCUGUGCGCCGGCUGUGGAAGUAGACUGCGCUCACCUUUCAGUUUUAUGUAUGUUCCAAGAUGGUUUUCAUCCACCAUGAAUGGGUAUCCGAAGAAACCUUUGAAUUCAUACGUUCGCUUUGCUAAAGAAAAGAUGAACAUAAUUAAAGCUCAGAACCCAGAUAUAAAAGUUACAGAAGUAAUGAAAAGAAUUGCAGAGCAAUGGAAGGAACUUCCUAAUGCAGAGAAAAAAGUAUAUGAAGAUGCUUACAAGGUAGAGUUGAAGGCAUACCAAGAAGAGAUGAAGAGAAUUAAUGAAGCACUAACUCCAGCUCAGAGAGCAUCUUUGGCAGAAAAUAAAAUACAGAAACGUUUAAAAAGGAAAGAAGUAAUAAGAAAGAAAGAGUUAUCAAUGCUUGGAAAACCAAAAAAAGCUCGCACAGCUUAUAACAUUUUUCUGUCUGAAUAUAUUCAGUCCUCUGAAGGUGCUACGAUACAGGAUAAAUGGAAGUCUGCGUAUGAAAACUGGAAAAAUAUGUCUAGUUCUCAGAAGCAAGUAUAUGAACAGCUUGCCCACGAUGAUAGAGUUCGUUAUUAUAAUGAAAUAAAAUCUUGGGAAGAACAGAUGAUUGAAGUUGGACGAAGUGACGAACGUUUGUCAGUCACAGUGUCUGCCCUGGAGAUGUUCAACUUGGUGUCAGCCGCAUCUUGGCGGAAGCAGAUCUGUGACGACGUAAGGGGCGCGGAGGGGUACUGGGGCGGAGUGCUAGAAGGACAAGAGGGAGAGGAGGCCGCCCUGGGCCGCAGCUGCGGCUCACCCCGCUCUCGCGGAAUCGCGGACUGCUGCUGGGAAGCCCCGCUGCGGCUGCGUGGCGCUGGUGUCCGGCUGUGCUGCUGUCUGGGGGCUCCCUGGGGCGGUGAGGCGCCAGCGCCAACCAGGAGGCACUGUGCGGGCUCGGGGCUCGGGCUCCCCACGCGGCACGGCUUCCUCCCCCAGCCCAAGCCCUUCCAACUUUCCUACUGCGCAGAUGCCGCCUCUCUGGCCUUGGGCGCUCCCCUCUUGGCUUCUGGAAACUCUCGUUCUUGGGCCCUGUGGCCCUGGCGGCCUCGGUCUCCUAGGUCAGGAUGGCACUUCUCCUGGCACGGUCACAACCGGACGGGGCUCCAGGAGGCGCCCCAGGGACCCCGAGUCCUGUAA
Molecule: messenger RNA, 1318 nt
Organism: Octodon degus (degu)
Lineage: Eukaryota; Metazoa; Chordata; Mammalia; Rodentia; Octodontidae
Gene: Tfam
Product: transcription factor A, mitochondrial
Exons: 8
Coding region: 83-1318 (411 amino acids)
Molecular function (GO): transcription cis-regulatory region binding
Source: RefSeq, a predicted model, not a curated record